Messenger RNA from Plodia interpunctella (Indianmeal moth), 798 nucleotides. RefSeq lists its product as uncharacterized. Lineage: Eukaryota; Metazoa; Arthropoda; Insecta; Lepidoptera; Pyralidae. The record is from RefSeq and is a predicted model, not a curated record. The transcript is spliced from 4 exons. Bases 41 to 727 code for a protein of 228 amino acids.
ACACACUCAGAAUUCAAGCCAUUUAUACACAGCCACUGCGAUGGAAAACAUGUUGAAAUUAGCCCUAAUAAUUUACAUUUUUAGUUUUGUUACCGGAGCCAUAUUUAAUUUAACAGACCUCUCGUAUUCAGAUGAGAAUAACAUUGAGCAAUCCGCCAAGAAUGAAAUAAAAAAUGUAGAAAGUAAUGGGAACCAUAUAUUGGUGUUGGAGUUGAAUGAUGAAGGAUUGGAUCUGAAGACUUUGAGGACUGCCAAUGAAAAGGAAGGGGUGGUUUUUGAUCGGGUGGUUGGACCUAUGAUUGAGGCCUACAAAUACCGACCAGCUCGCCUCUCGAAGCCUGUGGAAACUAUGGAGGCGGAACAAGAGAGUAGAGAAGUCAAGGAUAGGAGAAACAAGAAGAUAAAACAAGAAAUUAUGAGGCUCAUCAACAAAUUCGCGAUGUCAAUCUCUACAGAUCCUGAUGUGUUCCUAGUAGAUUCUGCAUCUAUAGAAGAUACUGGCCCAUCUCUUAUUCUAUUCAUAAAAGGCCCCUACACAUCGCUCUUAGUAAGCAGCGACCGCAAAGAGUGGCACUUUUUCAUCCCCCCCCCGUCUCCGCUCCCCGCGUGGCUGUACUUCCAGAGGGAACCGCUAGAUGGCGCUGUCAACAUACCCGAUGACGUCAGAGACCAAUUGUUCGUCAAGAUGCUGCAUUUGUUGCGAAUAUUUUUGGCAUUUCCUAUCUAAAAUUUUACUUUUCAAGGCUUGUUUUACCACAUUUUGAUACACAAUAUAGCUUAAUUUACUUUUUUCAUUUA